CACCCACAGCGCCAAAAUUCAAAAAUCACUCAAGAUGGCUAGAACGGCGUGUAAAUAAUCAUGAUAGCGUAAUUUUUAUAAUAAUCAAGUGACAAUAGACGCCACAUCGAGAUGCCUACACGAAAGCAAACGAUAAUAUGAAGGUUUGGACUAAAUACUUAAAAUAGUUAGGUGUAAGACGCUUGUUAUAAAAUAUACACAGCAAAGCCAUUCGUCGACAUGCUAACGUUUACAAAGCUUUAGCUACAUACAUUGAUCGCUCACGCAUGAAGAUGUUACAAAUAAUGUAGUGGAUCAUUUUCAUUUUGCAUACAAUAUUUCAGAGUAAACAAUAUUCAACUCUAUUUUCUUUUUGAAAGCUCGCGAAUGCAUAGUACAAGCGAAUGCUGCGCAAAUACGCACUGCCCGGGCCGACCAUAGUCCUAGUGUGUUUGUCUGGUUGAACUAGUGAGCCACGCGCACAUCUCUACUGUUGUAAAUGUGCCGUUAGCCAUAACAACUAUAGUUCUGAAAGCACGGAAGUUGCCAGGGAAACACAGAUAGUUGCGAUAGUUGGUACGGUUUGUGCGGAAAAUGUAAACUCGGGAAAAGUGAUCCUGUUUAAAUUUUGGUUAAAGCUUAAUUUCAUAGAUGACCAAGCAUCAAGACCAAUAGUCUGUCAGAAUUACUUGAAUAUCAAGGAGGAGUAAUCUGAUGACAAUGAGACGGAGCCCGAGGAGACCCUUGAUACUAAAAAGGCGAAGGCUACCUUUUCAACAGAGUGACCCAGGCCCCGAUUUGCAUAAAGCAGCAACUGAAGAUGCUUCACAGGCAAAUUCCAGUCGGUGCAUUCCUGAUGGUGUCUGCAUUAUGGAUCACCCCUCCAUGGCCUCUACACAGGUGGUGGUUGUCCCAAAGACUGCAGAUAUUCAGAAUGUAAUUGGAGUGCUCACUGCCAAAGGCAAAGAGUGUGGUGCACAGGGUCCAAAUAAGUUUAUUCUUUUAAGUGGGGACAAUAGCAACAGCAGUGGAUCUUUUUCUAAUAUUAUCUCACGGAAAAAUAAUUCAUCUUCAGAAACUACAAAUGGACAGAUAAACAUCCAGAAUAUUAAACUCUUCAAUGCCAUUAAACAAUGCAAAGAUAUGGAGUGUGGCCCACUAGAUAACAGUCUUACAAAUAUUCAGUGGUUGGGACGAAUGAGCACACAUUUUGUGGAACAGUUUCCAACCAAACCUCUUCCUGACAAGGAAAAGCUGCAGGUCUCCCAGAUGUUACAGAGUUGUAAUACACAAGCUGAUUCAGAAGUGUCUCUUAAGCAGUCACUGCCUGAGAGGCCACCAUACUCUUAUAUGGCUAUGAUCCAGUUUGCAAUCAACAGCAAACAGAGCAGGAAAAUGACCCUUAAAGAGAUUUAUAUGUGGAUUGAGGACCAUUUCCCUUACUUUAAAGAGGGGGCGAAACCUGGUUGGAAGAACUCUAUUCGACACAAUCUAUCAUUGCAUGACAUGUUUAUUCGUGAAACAUCAACUGAUGGCAAAGUUUCUUUUUGGACAAUCCGGCCCGAGGCAAACAGAUGUCUUACUCUUGAUCAAGUGUACAAGCCCGAUUUUGACCCUUUGAAAGUUCCUGGUCCACCAACAAUGCUUUUCUUUCUUAAUCAAAAAAGAAUGAUGAAUGAAUGUCAGAGUAUCAAGAAAACAUCGUUUGGCAGUGAGAGGAAAAUGAAGCCUCUUCUUCCCAGAACAGACUCAUACCUGGUGCCUAUCCAGCUUCCUGCUUCUUCGUCAGUGUACAUGCCACCGUCAUCAUCUAGUUCUCAGCAUAAACGUAGCAUUGUUCGAGGGGGGAAAAAAGUCCGGAUAGCUCCAAAGGUGUCAAUGGAUGAUGUAUCUGGAAUGGACAUAAAAGAAGAAGCAGUAGAAAUUCCAGUUAAUAGUGCUUCUACAAAAGCGACUUCUAAGCAGUCUACCAGCAGCUCUCGUCGCAAGCAGCGCCUCGUGCACUCUCUGCAUGAGGAGCCUCUUCUGUUGUGUCAUGGUAACACUUUUUUUGACUCUGGGGUGGUGUCAGACACUUCCACUUUCCAUGACAUGCCAGAUACCGUGUUGAACGAUGAAGAGAAUCUAAGCCCUAACAGAGAACUGUCUUUUAAAACGCCAAUUAAAAGUAGCAACCACAUGACCUCUUCAACCCCAAGUAAACCGCCUUGUAAUAUGUUCCCUGAGCAGUGGAAGGUGACCCCAGUCGGCAAACAUCGUGAAACUGUUCUGGACUUUAGUCCCAUUCGAACGCCUGGAGGUCCUGCAGUCACCCCACGACAUGAUUACACCACAUUUAGCUUUAGCAGCACGCCGUUUAAAGAUCUGCCCUUGUUCAACUCCCCCAGAGAGCUCCUCACUGCUUCAACAUCCAGAGCAUCAGACUUCCCGGGGGACUGCCACCCCAGUGGCUGCUCUAGAGAACUGCUGCAGACAACAGGAGUCACGCCCACGAAGCACUCCGUCACAGAAGGGCUGGUCCUCGACACCAUGAAUGACAGCCUCAGCAAGAUCCUCGUGGACAUUAGUUUCUCUGGUUUGGAUGAUGAGGACAUGGGAAUGGCCAACAUAAGCUGGUCAGAAUUCAUUCCACAAUUAAAAUAAUUACAUGUUUAUGUGUGGGACAGUCAUAUAUAAUUCUGAGAUGCAAAACUGAAAGUUUGUGACUGGCCAGUGGUCUUCAGAUUUAUUUAAAGCUGAUAUUAUGCAGCUUCUGUGUUUAUUUGAGUCACAAAACUUUUGCACUUCCAACUAAAGGUUUUAUUUGUAAUUUGAUUUUAAUCUCUUGUGUCACCUUAACCUCUGUCUGUAUUGUUUUUUGCAGCAUUUUCUUAUGUCCUAGUUCAGUCUGUAAUUUUGACCUUACUGAAGAAAAUGCUAGCUCUGA
Messenger RNA from Boleophthalmus pectinirostris (great blue-spotted mudskipper), 2905 nucleotides. It is a transcript of the gene foxm1, whose product is annotated as forkhead box M1. Gene Ontology annotation, molecular function: sequence-specific DNA binding; DNA-binding transcription factor activity. Gene Ontology annotation, biological process: G2/M transition of mitotic cell cycle; regulation of DNA-templated transcription. The record is from RefSeq and is a predicted model, not a curated record. NCBI's taxonomy places the organism in Eukaryota, Metazoa, Chordata, Actinopteri, Gobiiformes, Gobiidae. The transcript has 9 exons. Bases 694 to 2622 code for a protein of 642 amino acids.